This is a messenger RNA of Galdieria sulphuraria, 1235 nucleotides long. RefSeq lists its product as hypothetical. The record is from RefSeq and is a predicted model, not a curated record. Lineage: Eukaryota; Rhodophyta; Bangiophyceae; Galdieriales; Galdieriaceae. Gene Ontology annotation, biological process: RNA export from nucleus; transcription-dependent tethering of RNA polymerase II gene DNA at nuclear periphery. Gene Ontology annotation, molecular function: ubiquitin binding; RNA binding. Bases 90 to 1199 code for a protein of 369 amino acids. The transcript has 5 exons. Gene Ontology annotation, cellular component: nuclear pore.
AUUUCAAGGGCAUGCAAAAUCGCUCCUUCAAACACAUUUCAUCGGUUUUGGCCGUCAAGGAGUGUGUGUGCCUUUGUCGAUGAUUGGCAAUGACGACUUUUGGAAGCUCCUUUGGGAACCCCGGCACUUCUUCUUUAGCAAGUGCUGCUGGUGUAACUGCCGGUAUCCAUAACCCCAACAACGACAAACUAGUUAAUCAGUCACCAAACGAUACCGUUUCUUCUAUCGCUUUUUCGCCUAAGGCACUGGCACCGAACAACUUUAUUGUAGCGGGUUCUUGGGAUAAUGAAGUUCGACUUUGGCAGAUCCAGGCUUCUGGAGAUACCAGUCCUAUUGGUAUGAUUCAACACGAAGCUCCAGUUUUGGAUGUGGCAUGGAGUGCAGAUGGGAUGACUAUAUUCUCCGUAGGCUGUGAAAGAACUGGAAAAAUGUGGAACCCUGCUACCAAUCAGGUUCAGCCUAUAGCUCAACACGACGCCCCUAUUCGUUGCGUUCGAUUUGCUUCAGACCUGGGAACGGGUUCUCCAGCAGUCGUUACUGGGUCCUGGGACAAAACUUUAAAAUAUUGGGAUCCAAGAGCUUCUACCAAUACACCUUUGGGGACGGUAACGUUGCCCGAGAGAGUAUAUGCCAUGGACGUCUUGGGACCAGUAUUGGUUGUUGCAACCGCAAAUCGUCGUACUUUAGUUUAUGAUAUCCGCAAUCCAACUACUCCUUAUCGUGAUAAAGAAAGUCCUAUGCGCUAUCAGUCACGUUGCGUCGCUAUUUUCACAGAUAUGACAGGUUUUGCAUUGGGAAGUAUAGAAGGUCGAGUGGGCAUAGAAUAUAUUCAGGAAGCGGAUCAAAAACUAAGUUUUGCUUACAAAUGUCAUCGUGACAGAAACAACCGGAUUUUUGCAGUAAAUGCUAUAUCAUUUCAUCCUGUAUUUGGGACGUUUUCCACUGCAGGAUCAGAUGGAUACUUCAACUUUUGGGACAAAGACUCAAAAAUGCGUUUGCAUCAAUUUCAACAAGUGAACCAACCCAUAACUUGUACUGCUUUUAAUCACGAUGGCACAAUAUUCGGUUAUGCAGUAGGUUACGACUGGAGCCAAGGAGUAGAGAAUAGAGAUCCAAACGCCAAAAAUUACAUUCUCUUGCACGCAGUCAAACCUGAGGAGGUACGGCCAAAGGAUGUAAACCGCACCAAUAAGCGCUAAGAAAUAAGUGGAGGAAGCGGCUCUAGAACAUAUUGU